UAAACAGCGUUCACAAUAUGGAUAGAAGGACUUCCAGUAGAGCUCUUUUUAAUGCCGUGUGUGCAAACGAUGUAAAUAAGGCAUCGGCGGCUCUCAAGAAAGGAGCAGAUGUAAAUGUAGUGGGAGACGGAGGAGUGUAUGGUCGUGCGUGUGGUAUUCCAUCAGCGUUGCAAGUAGCAUGUGCUGAUUCAUGGAUUGAGAUGGUAGACUUGCUGCUACAACAUCAAGCAAACAUAAACUAUCAUGAGGAAUUGGGUGGACAGACAGCUCUACAUUAUGCUUGUUGGUAUGGUGAUUUGUCUGUUGUGGAGAAAUUAUUGGCAGCAGGUUGUAACAAAGAAGCAAGGGAUAAUGUGAGUGUGUUUGCUUGUGACAUUAUUUGUGUUUUUUAUUUUGUGAAUUGUAAGGCUGGUAUAAUUGUUACUUGGUCUAUUAGUUGAUGUAAUUGAGUGAAGUGUGCAAGUUUGAUUAGAAAGAACAAUAAGGCCAAUGCAUGUAGGUUACAACAAAACAAUGAAGCAACGAGAGAGAAUAUUGGUGAAAGUGUUGUAACAGUAAGAAUUAACUGGAGAGAAUAGAAGAGAGACGAGUGUUAGUGGAUGAGUGAGAGAGAAAAAGAAAAAUAUUUGAAAUUUCCAGUAGUAAUAUUGUGAAGCCCAACACACAUUAGUAGUCACAAGUCAUUCACAUUCAUAUUUGCAUACCAAUUGAGUGU
Messenger RNA from Corticium candelabrum, 715 nucleotides. RefSeq names its product ankyrin repeat domain-containing protein 1-like. The coding region runs from base 18 to 440 and encodes 140 amino acids. The transcript is spliced from 3 exons. Gene Ontology annotation, molecular function: protein binding. NCBI's taxonomy places the organism in Eukaryota, Metazoa, Porifera, Homoscleromorpha, Homosclerophorida, Plakinidae. The record is from RefSeq and is a predicted model, not a curated record.